Cryptotermes secundus is the source of this 8005-nucleotide messenger RNA. Its product is annotated as homeotic protein spalt-major. The transcript has 8 exons. The coding region runs from base 780 to 5675 and encodes 1631 amino acids. Gene Ontology annotation, cellular component: nucleus. Gene Ontology annotation, biological process: regulation of transcription by RNA polymerase II. Lineage: Eukaryota; Metazoa; Arthropoda; Insecta; Blattodea; Kalotermitidae. Gene Ontology annotation, molecular function: DNA-binding transcription factor activity, RNA polymerase II-specific; RNA polymerase II cis-regulatory region sequence-specific DNA binding. The record is from RefSeq and is a predicted model, not a curated record.
GUUGUAGUCACGGCGGUACAGCAGCAGUAAGUCUCCAAAUGCUUGCCUCAGAGUUUUCGGGAAUCGAACCUAACGAAUAUCAGCGAGUGGGGUGGAAGAAUCGACAUCUUCUUGACGAAAAGAGAUAAGUGCUACGAGUGUUGGUGACACAAAAGGCAGAUGAGACAGGGUGCGCCUCCCAGCGGUCGAGAAUCGAGUCACCGCCUCAUAAGCUAUAGGGCUUUCCCCGAUUGCUGCCCGAAGUUUGCCGAGCGGUGUAAUUGUGCGCCGAUCCCACAGAACAGCCGCUAUCUGUACAUUAUUUGACGCGCGCACUCAUAAGCAAGUAUAAUAGUGGAGCGCGUGUGUAGGCGAGCGAGCUUCAACCCAACAGUGGGUGCCGCAGUAGGCUAGUGAGCGGUUGGGGCAACAGCAACAGCAUCCAUAACAACAAACCACCCCCGCGCCUCUCCGCGCAGCUAUCAUAUCCAUAUUUAUGCCGCUGCGCAAGCCAAUAGCAACAGAGCUCUGCGCCGAAUGGGAUUAUCAUAAUCGCCAGCCGCCAAUAUUGAUAAUCAUAAAUUGUGACCUGCGCACAGGGGCGGACAUGUGGAUAAAUUAGGGGAGAGUGGUGGUGGAGGAGGGGGAGAGACAGAAAGGGAGGUGGAAGAACACAAUUUUGAGCGAAGUUUGUCAUUUCGUUCGGUGCCAGCGAUCGUGGUGGACCAUACAGAUCAUUAAAGACAAAAAGGGCGUGAAGAGCAAGGAGGAGGUUCUGUGCAAGGACGGUGAUCAAGAACAUGUCACGCCGGAAACAAGCUCGUCCUCUCCGACACUUGGAGUCAGAAGACGGACUAGUCAGCUCUUUACCCAAUGGGGAAAGCUCCGGCUCUGGAUCAGAAGAGGAAGGCGAGGGUAGUGGUGGUGGGGACAGUGAGUCUGCCCGAAGACCGUCCAGAGACGAACAUAUGUGCGGCCAUUGUCAGGCCGAAUUCUUAGAUUUAUCGGAGUUUAUAGAACAUAGAAAGGACUGUGACCGCAAGGCUCUUGUGCUGGGGCUCACCGAAGAGCCUCCAUCGUCAGAUCCAGAGGAUAUGAUGGCGACUGGAGACGAGGAUGAAGAGGAUGGUGCAAGUAGAGAAGGCGGUAAACGCCUGGAGGAAGAGAGGCGGCAGAGGCAAGACGCGGAGAACAAUAACAGUGGCGAAGGUGAAACUGAGGGCGAGAACGACAUGCAAGAAAGUGACAUGCCUCUAGGUUUCCCUUUCCCACUGCCACCAGUCCCCGCUGCCGGUCAUGUGACGUUAGAGGCCCUCCAAAACACGAAGGUCGCAGUGGCCCAGUUUGCAGCCACGGCUAUGGCCAACAACGCAGAUAACACGGCGGCUCUUCAAGAGCUGGCGGUCCUGCAGAGCACGUUGUUCACACUGCAACACCAACAGGUCAUGCAGAUGUCACUCAUACAGCAGCUACAGCACCAACUGCAGAUCACGCGCUCUAAAGAGGGCAGUCCAGUGUCGCCUCCACCGCAGCUUCCUCCUGUACUACCUGUCCCUGCACAGCAGUCACCCCCUAAAUCCUCUAGACCUUCAACCCCUGUGAAGCAAGAUCCACCACCGCAACCACCGACGACUCAGUCGGUACCUGCAUCACACCCUCAGCAGCAACAGAAACAGUCAGCAUCACAACAGCAGCAACAACCUCAACUUCAGUCUCAACAACCGUCAGUGCAGCAACUGCCUUCUCACCUGCCCUCCACUACCCCGAAACCCCUAACUACGCCUAGACCUCCCACCACUUCUCCGCCAGUGCACGCAUCCCCGCUGCCGUUGUGCUCCAUCUCCUCGUCGCUCGCAGCGUCCAUCAUUACGAACCCUGAUCCUCCCCCUCUGAACGAACCCAAUACCCUGGAGAUGCUUCAGAGACGGGCCCAGGAGGUGCUGGAGAAUGCGAGUCAGGGUUUGCUGGCCAACAAUCUCGCGGACGAGCUGGCGUUCAGGAAGAGCGGAUGCAAAUCCAACUCCUUGUCGCCCUAUGACUCCAAGUCUGGAGGCCGGAAUGAGCCGUUCUUUAAACAUCGGUGCCGCUACUGCGGGAAGGUAUUCGGCAGCGAUUCGGCACUGCAGAUACAUAUCAGGUCGCAUACAGGUGAGCGCCCCUUUAAGUGCAAUGUGUGUGGGAGUCGGUUCACUACUAAAGGAAACCUCAAGGUUCACUUCCAGAGGCACACAGCCAAGUUUCCGCACAUAAAAAUGAAUCCCAACCCCGUGCCGGAGCAUCUAGACAAAUAUCACCCACCUCUCUUAGCCCAAAUGGGGUCACACCAAAGCAUAUCUCCGGGCAUACCACCACAUCCUCAUCAUCCUCCUCCUCCUCAUCCCUUUCAUGCUAGUACAAGUUUCCCGUCGACUGCUCUUCCUCUGUACAGGCCCCCACCACCUCAUGAUCUCAUACCACACCAUCUUCACCCGCCACCUCAUCGGCAGCCACAUGAACCUCCUCCUCCACCCCAACCACAUUCGAAACCUCUUCUGCCGCAUCCCGCAUUAUUUGGGCAGCGCAUGGAACAGGACGUGCCCGAGAACCUCAGCAAACCUCCUAGCCUACCCUCAUCACAUUCCUCACCACCGCCCGACCAGUACAAGAAAGAACCCCUGGGUGAUGAGGCAGAGGAACCUUCUGAACGGGAGCGACUUAACUCGGAGGAUGGUGGCGCGGAUCGGCUUAGUCCGAAGCAGGAACCAGUAACGGACCACGAACAUGAACUGGAAGCGGAUAUGGAGAUGGAACAUUACUCUUCCCCUCCCCCCUACGACGAUUGCAGUCUGGACAGCAAGUACAGCAACGAAGACAUGCUAAUGGGCGAUGCCGAUAGUCCCAUUAUCGAUAAGAAUGAGGAGAGUCUCCAGGAGCAGCCAGAGAAUUUGUCGAGUAAAAGUGCAACCGGUAGUGGACAGCUGAGUAUGUCAGUAGGUCAACGUCUCCCGCCUUCCAUUCCCUUUCCACACGCGGUAUCUCCACCUAGCAGCACAUCCUCAGGCAGCAUAAACACCCUCCACACUCCGAUCGGACCCAUUCCCCUCCCCAAUGACUUAGAUCCUGCGAAGGACCCGGCCAUUUACACGAAUCUACUUCCUCGACCGGGCAGUAACGACAACUCCUGGGAGAGUUUGAUCGAAGUAACUAAAACGUCAGAGACAUCAAAGUUGCAGCAACUAGUGGACAACAUUGAACAUAAGCUGACAGACCCAAACCAGUGCGUCAUCUGCCACCGAGUGUUGUCUUGUAAGAGUGCUCUACAGAUGCACUACCGCACCCACACUGGCGAGAGGCCCUUCAAGUGCAAGAUCUGUGGACGUGCCUUUACCACCAAAGGCAACCUCAAAACGCACAUGGGAGUUCACCGUGCAAAGCCGCCCAUGCGCGUAUUGCAUCAAUGCCCUGUGUGCCAUAAGAAAUUUACUAAUGCGUUAGUGUUACAGCAACACAUUCGCCUGCACACAGGCGAACCGACGGACCUCACGCCAGAGCAAAUCCAGGCGGCUGAGAUCAAGGAGUACCCUCCUCCGGCUGCAUUUCCGCUGCCCAACUCCAUGAGCCCAUUCCUAGCGCAGGGAUUUCCGCUUCCUGGAAUGUCGCCUCUCCCUCCACCGGGACUCCACCUGGGCCUGAAGCCGGACUUCGAGGAGAAGCGUGAUAGGGACCGAGACAAGGACAGGGAAUGCGAACGAGAAGAGAAAGAGGAUUUCAGCAACAAGGCCGAUUUUCUUGAUGACGACAAUACGAACAGCAGUGGUCUCCAACAGCUUCCCUCCUUCUCGACGUCUCUUGCUGCUCUGGAGAACCAGGUUCGAACCAUCACUACAAUGGCGUCUCAGUUGUCCGCCUCGGGACUCAGUAGGUCCGCCGAAGAACUCUGCAAUAACAACUCUACCGCGACAACGAACAAGACCUCCACUCCGACGCCGAUGAAUGGAGAAAAGUCGCCAGGACCUGGUGUGAGUCCCACUGAAUCUGAGAUCCGCGCCUCGCCGUCACCUCCACAGCCCCCGACCCCAAUUCAGAUCCCGAGGCCUCCUUCAUCGCAACAGCCCGAGAGUCCUGCAGCUUCCGAGUCGAAUUCACUAGGAGCCCUCGACCUGACGCCUCGAGCAUCCGGCCCGGGUCAAAUAACGCCGGCCGGCCUCAGUCCCGGCGUCUUCUCCGGUUUCGGCCUUCUUCCCCCUAGCUCCAUUUCCACGGGGUCUUCGCCACUCAUGACCUCGGCCCUCUCGUCGCUGACUUCAUCGGUCCUAACGUCUACAGCCUUCAGCCCCAUCGGAUUAGCGGUCGGACCCGCAGUACGGCCGGGCAACACAACUUGCAACAUCUGUUACAAGACGUUCGCCUGUAAUUCUGCACUGGAGAUCCAUUAUCGCAGCCACACCAAGGAGCGGCCAUUCAAGUGCACUGUCUGCGACCGCGGCUUUUCAACCAAGAGCAAUACCGAUGCACUCCAUGCCCACCAAAACCCUGAUUGUAUCUGUGACCACUGGGGUCAGUGGCGUAUCCAGCAGGGGGACCAUAGUGGAGGUCAUGGAGCCAAUGUCACUCCCCUCAAGCCUAAAAGACAGAGAAAGAGAAAUGAGGGAAAUAAGAAAAAUGGAUGCGGAAAGAAGUAUGCUGCAUGGCUGCCCCCUCUGCUAUGCAACCCUGGAUACGCCGCUGACUGGACCCCCUUAUUGGGCAAUAUGAAGCAGCAUAUGUUGACACACAAGAUUCGGGACAUGCCAUCACACCUCUUUGAGACCAGCAAACCACCUCCUCCUCCAGUAAGCACCCCAAAUAAUGAUGAAGGAAGUAAUACUGAAGAUAUGCGCACAUCUUCUUUGGAGUCACCUCUCAAGUCAGACCUUGGAAUGAAGAGGUCACCACCUGAAGGAGAAGCUGUCCUACCCAUUCCAAAACGUCAACCAGGCUUGCCAAAGCACUUGUGCCAUGUUUGCAAUAAGAACUUCUCAUCUUCAUCGGCACUGCAGAUACACAUGCGCACCCAUACGGGGGACAAGCCUUUCAGAUGUACAAUCUGUCAAAAAGCAUUCACCACUAAGGGCAACCUUAAGGUGCACAUGGGCACUCACAUGUGGAGCAACGGGGCCUCUCGCCGCGGCCGACGCAUGUCUCUCGAUCUGCCACCGAUACCCAUGACACCCAAGGAUUCAGAGUUUCUGCAACGGAGGCCAGAUCUUUUCUACCCAUAUCUUCCAGCCCCAUUCCUUAAUGGCAUGCAGCAGAAGCUGAAUGAGAUCUCAGUGAUCCAGAGUGUGAACAGCAACAACGGUACUGGUCUGAGUCCACCUGGUGGUAAAUAUGCCAGUUUGCUGGGAUUUGGAGGAUACAGUGGAUCUGACAGACCAAUUAUUUCAGAGCCUCCACAGUCUCAACCAAAUUCUCCGCUCUCUGACAAGCCUCUAUCAUCACCACCGCCAUUAUCAUUGUCACUGGGAAGUCACCAUGACUCCCCUCCAUUAUGUGAAUCAGGAGGAAAUGAUUGUCCAGAUCGGGAAGCUGUAUCCAGGAGAAUGUGGGACCUACAUUAUGAUAGAAAGGCAUCUGGUGGGGACAAUGAUGAGCCUGUAGGUACAUCUCCGUCUCCUCCUGGUCAUGCGACACCUCACCCACCCACAGCCUCGAGGGGAGAAGGACUGGCAGCAUGAGACUGUUCUGUGCCUCUGCACUGAAGGGGCACAAGAUAUAACAGCCAGUUAAAUACCAUGGUCUACAUAUCUCAUUAAUUAUUUAUUGAACUUGGACUGAUGUAUGCAUAUGAAUGCAGUUGGUGGCUUCUUGGUAUAACACAUCACUUGUCUGUGGUGCCGGCUGAAUCACUGUGGCUGCAAUGUUCCUAUUUUGAAACUAGUCUUUAUAUAUUAUUGAAGAAAUAAAAGAGACAAAAAGGAUAUGACAAAGAUAUUUGCUGACAGGAAGAAGUGUUAAAUAUUUGAUACAACAUUGACUGUUUCAGUAAGUGUAAUUACCAAAAAUAAUAACUUGUUUUAUACCAGCUCAAUAGCCAGUCUGGAAGAGCUGCCAAUGAAGGAUGUUAACUCUCUAGUGGCUCUGGAUCUCUUUUAAAUUUUGAAGGGGAAGUGCAGAUUAUAGAUGAGCUCAUUGAUUGAUGACCAGAAUUCAGAGAAAAUAUUAUUAAUAUUAUUAUUAUUACUAUUAUUAUUAUUAUUAUAUUAAAAUAUUAUACAUAAAAUAUGUGUGUAUGCGUGUGUGUGACAGGGUUGUUGCGUGGAAUGGGCCAAGUGAAUGUCAGGCUUCAACACUGUUUGUUUUUGGGCUGGGGCAAUCUGGGGACAGAGCAUGGCCCACGGUCCCCAUGACUAUGAUUCACUGUGAUACUACACCUGUAGGAGGGUUUUGUGUACACGUGUGCAAAAAUAUGGAACAUGUGUGUUGUCAAGUCAAUGAGAAUCAGAGGUAUGGUACUUAAAAUACCAAUCAACCCUCAUACUUACUUGUAUUGUCGGCCAAUUGUCAGGAAAUUAAAACUACCACUGAUUAACAAAACAUUUUAAAUGUUGUGAGAUGUGCAGAGUAAGAUAAGUACGAGUAUACUGAAUGGUUACAAUUUCCUUUGUGAAACCUGCAACCUAUACCUAUCUCCAAACAUUCUUGGGACUUCUUUCUUCUGAGAGUCACCCAGGUGGUAAUGGACAAUUCGAGCUGUAACUGUACAUUUGCUACUGUAUUUGGUGUUAUUCGAUUACAUACAAUUACUGUUCAGUGUAUGUUGCUCAGAACAGAGAUUAUUCAGUUUUUACUGUUGUUACCUGAAAACCCUUUCUUUUUUGUUGCUGUAUAUAGUGUAAAUGUAUAUGGUAGGCCCCUAUUGUUGAGGAGGUUUUAAGGCACUCUAUACAGAACUUUGGAGAUGUUUAAGGAAACACAGAAAGGCUUUCUAAGAAUAAUUAUUCUAUAUCAUAUGUGGAAUGACAUUGGAAGGCAGCAUGUUUAGCAGGAUAUAGUCAUCCAAGAUGUACAACCAUAUGAUGUGUAUAUAGAUAUGAAUUCACGGCAUCUUGCUUGAUAUUCCUGGCUAACUGCUAACCAAACAAAACUUCAGCAUUGCCGACAAUGUAGUGUAUUUGAUUGAUGUGAAAGCUUUAGACAACACUUGCCCAAAUCCUGUCUCAAAAGUACAAAAUCUUCAUCCGUUCAUUGUUUGUUGUGUUAUAACCUUGCUAUUGUGUCACCGUUCAUCACUUCCUAUUACAAAUUUGGCAGCUAUAUGAUGGGUUGGGUCAUCUCUCUGUAGUAUUUCACAUAAUGAAGUAUGAAUUUCAUGCGCUUACAUCAAAGCUACAGAAUUAAAUUUUGAGUAUAACAUUAUGCUGUAUUCCAUUAAAUUUUAUAUACUAUUGGUUUUCCAAAUGGUAUUAAUUAGUUCCUCAGUUUGAACAAAUCUGCUUCGAGUAACGUACAGCAAUUCUGUUUAACAAAACCCAUGCCUGGAUUUCUUUAAUACCAAGUACUUUGCAAAUUGAAAAAUGAUCUCAAAGCUACCUCAGACCACCUAAUAUGUAUCUUUCCUUCAAAAUAUCAUGUAAUUCAGGAAGGAAAAGACAGAUUUGGGGGAUGCUUACAAAAAAGUGGACCAAUUCCAACAGUGACGUUCAGUGUUAUAUCUGAAAAAUUAAGAUACUCUCCAUAUUUACAGCAACACAUGACUGAAAUUAUCUUUGGGCCUGUUCAACAUCAACACAGCAAAUGUAACCGAAUGGGUUGCAUAGUGGUAACACUCCUGACUCCUAUUUCAGAGGUCCUCAGUUCACAUCUCAGCUAGGACAUUGACUGCCCUGAUUGAGGGUUUUAUGAUUUCCUUCAAUCCCUCCACGCCAAUGUCAUGAUGGUAUCUCAAUUAGCUCAUGACCGCUUCCUUCCAAAUCAUAAUUCAUCUAUGAGGUGUAUAAGAAAGUUCCUGGACUAGGUCAAAAAAGAAAUGCUGGCUUAACUCGUUCAAUUUAGCUACCAUCUCCUU